GCAACCAGGAGCUAGAGGUACGUACCUCUUCAACACGGGCACACACGUAAGGCUUCACGAGCCACAGCGCGACCGUUCCAACCAUCCACAUCCACAUCCAUCCUAUCCCCAUCAGCUUCAUCCAUAAGUCGCAUCUUUUCCCCCCCUUCACAUAUCGACUCUCUCUAUCGACAAAAAUACCCUCACAUCGCGCAAGAGGAAUCAAAGGCCAUUCAAUAAUUCUGACGACGAUACAAUGGCCGACGAGCAGCCUCGUGGCAUCGACCACACUGAUUCCAUCGAUUCAAAUGAUGGCCCGAAGCAGCCGGACAAGAAGAAGAGCCGUCGCCCUGCGAAUACUGCCUUUCGACAACAGCGUCUAAAGGCCUGGCAGCCCAUCCUCACACCAAAGACCGUCCUGCCUCUCUUCUUCGCCAUCGGCAUUAUAUUCGCUCCCAUCGGCGGUGCUCUUCUAUACGCGAGCGCUCAGGUCCAAGAAAUCCGACUUGACUACACCGAUUGCAUUGAAAAAGCUCCCACCCUCAAGGACGGCGGCGGCUUCAGGGGAAUGCCAGGCAGUGCUGUCAGCACCGCGUUCAAGAGUUCCAAUACUUCAGUGAAUGCACAGUGGGCCAAGGAGGACAACGUCACCGUUAAGCUCGACAACGGCGUCAGCGUCUCGAACCCUCGAUGCCAUCUCAAGUUCACCAUUCCAGAGGAGAUGGGCCCGCCUGUUCUCUUCUACUACCACCUCACCAACUUCUACCAGAACCAUCGCCGAUAUGUCCUCUCCUUCGAUACCGACCAGCUCAAGGGCCACAAGCGAUCUUACAGCGACAUUAAGAACUCGGACUGUACUCCCCUGUAUGGUGAGGGCAGCAAGCCUUACUAUCCCUGUGGAUUGAUCGCCAACUCCAUGUUCAACGAUACCUUCUCCAGCCCCGUGCUCUCGAACCCUCCCAAGGCCAGCAGCAAUGAUACGUGGGUAUACCAUAUGCAAAACAACACGGGCAUCUCGUGGGACAGUGACAAAGAUCUCUACGGCAAAACCUCGUACAACUACACUGACAUAGUCCCCCCUCCUAACUGGCACGAUCGCUACCCCAAUGGAUACACUAAGGACACGCCUCCUCCUAACCUCAAGGAAUGGGAGGCUUUCCAGGUCUGGAUGCGGACGGCUGGUCUUCCUACUUUCAGCAAACUGUACCAGCGUAACAACACUCAGGCUAUGUGGUCUGGGACCUAUGAUCUGGUGAUUGACUACCGCUUCCCGACUCUCAAGUACAAGGGCACCAAGUCCGUCAUCAUUUCUACUCGAACCGUUAUUGGAGGACGCAAUCCUUUCCUUGGCAUUGCCUACGUCGUUGUCGGCGGUGUUUGUAUUGUUCUCGGCACCGUGUUUACAGUUACUCAUCUCAUCCGCCCCAGAAAACUUGGAGAUCACACUUAUCUCUCGUGGAAUAAUGCCCCUGGUGCAAAGUCUGGUCCUAGCACUGCCGCCGCUUCGGGUCGCGAACUCCGUCCUGGCGAAGCUUAGACAGCUCGCGACGAUUCGCGCGCUCUUCUAGCAGCUCCUAGGAGCCCAUCUCCCGCGUCUUUUAGAUCACCGCCCAGUGCAUCGGGUGGUCCCCUGGUUCCUCCCUAAUCUGCACCGUCCUAGGUCACGUUCACCAUCAAGGAGAUGAGUUAUUUAGUACUCAAAGGCUAGUAGAUGCCGUUUUGAGAGAGUGCUUUUGAUCAUAUUUGCUAGUCACGUUUCUCCAUUAUACGUCUCGUUGUGUUUUUGUACGACUACUCUUUUUUGCGGCCUCCGACUGUUGCUUUACUUUUGGUUUCGGGAGACUUACAUCAUCAAACGUUGGUCUCUUACAUGUGUGCCAGCUAUGUCGGCCUCGUGUGCCUCUUUACCCAGCAGGUACCUGUCCUUUUGAACAAGAUACAACGAAAGGGAAAAGAGGAGGAGCAAGAAUCAUGUUGGCUUCGUGCUUAUCUUAUAUGGGUAGGGAGUUUGGGCGCGUUGCGACUCGGGAAUAAGGAUAGAAUGAAUUGAAGUAUCUAAAUACUCUCGAGUCCCAUCACACGAUCUGACGUUUAGCCAUAGAUUGGAUACUAUGCUGCCUCUAACGUGUGGGUUAUCACAGACCAAGAAUGAUAUGACGCCAAAGAAUUACAAUGUAAAAUCGCUCACAAUCAUGAAUUAUCUUAUUGUGUCUGAUACGACUGCCCUUGACCCAUCCUGACUAUAUCGAUAUCGAUAUCGCCGAGCGAAGGAACUAUAAAAAAAAAUCCUUACCAGACCAG
Messenger RNA from Fusarium verticillioides 7600, 2280 nucleotides. RefSeq lists its product as hypothetical. Lineage: Eukaryota; Fungi; Ascomycota; Sordariomycetes; Hypocreales; Nectriaceae. The transcript has 6 exons. Gene Ontology annotation, cellular component: Golgi apparatus; plasma membrane; endoplasmic reticulum. The record is from RefSeq and is a predicted model, not a curated record. The coding region runs from base 236 to 1516 and encodes 426 amino acids.